Molecule: messenger RNA, 1209 nt
Organism: Lacerta agilis (Sand lizard)
Lineage: Eukaryota; Metazoa; Chordata; Lepidosauria; Squamata; Lacertidae
Gene: CUTC
Product: cutC copper transporter
Exons: 9
Coding region: 107-910 (267 amino acids)
Molecular function (GO): copper ion binding
Source: RefSeq, a predicted model, not a curated record
CGAGGCCCCAGGGGUGGGCGGGGCUUCCUCCUCAGCUCAGGGGUUGUUUGGCGCUGAACUGCCGACAUCCGCCGCGUCUCCGGAGCGGCCCCGAGGCGGACACGGAAUGAGGAGAUGGGACCGGAAGCAGGGCCUGGCAGAAGGGUGUGAGGGAAUGGCCAAUGGCUUUCUCAUGGAAGUAUGUGUUGAUUCUGUGGAGUCUGCUGUGAAUGCAGAGAGAGGAGGUGCUGGCCGCCUUGAACUGUGUGCCAACCUCAUGGAAGGAGGAACAACACCUACUAUAGGCCUUUUGCAAGUGGUGAAGCAGUGUACAAGGGUGCCUGUAUUUGUGAUGAUCCGCCCCCGUGGGGGGGAUUUCCUCUAUUCUGACCGAGAAGUGGAGGUGAUGAAGGCAGACAUCCGACUUGCUAAGCAACAUGGGGCUGAUGGGUUGGUGUUUGGAGCCUUGACUGAGGAUGGACGUGUGGAUACAGAGCUCUGCACAGCACUACUGGCUGCUUCCCGCCCUCUGCCGGUCACCUUCCACAGAGCUUUUGACAUGGUCUAUGACCCUUUGGCAGCCUUGGAAACGCUAAUAUCAAUGGGCUUUGAACGGGUCCUGACUAGUGGCUGUGACAGCUCUGUUUUAGAGGGGCUGCCCUUGAUAAAACGACUGACAGAACAGGCUAAGGGCAGGAUUGUUGUAGUGCCAGGGGGAGGCAUAACCGAGAGAAACCUGCAGAGAAUCUUAGAAGGCUCUGGCGCCUCUGAGUUUCACUGCUCAGCGCGCUCAGUCAAAGACUCAGGAAUGAAGUUCAGAAACCCUUAUGCUACCAUGGGGGCCUACCUCUCCACACCUGAAUAUUCCAUCAAGGUGGCCGAUGUGGCUAAAGUGAGGACCCUGAAUGCAAUUGCAAAGAAUAUCCUGUAGAACACGCUACCGUGGGCCAGGAAGACCCAGAGCCCUGUGACCUGCGCAAUCCAUAGACAUAGACAUUUCAACAGCAUCCUUGCCAGCGCUUAAAGGACAUGGGUCAAUCAAAUGAAGAAGCCUCUGCUUGUUUUUCUUCUAUUCCCACUUGCUCCACAGCGUUUUUUCCUCAGAUGUCGUAAUGCUGUUUUGUCUGUGGGGAGCAAAUGAUGGGGAUGGGCUUAAUUAAAGGGGCACUCGCCAUCAAGCAACACUCUCCCUGUUAAGGUCUCUUCUCAAAUAAACCCUGAAGCCACUCU